Messenger RNA from Drosophila bipectinata, 1695 nucleotides. RefSeq names its product fatty acyl-CoA reductase wat. Lineage: Eukaryota; Metazoa; Arthropoda; Insecta; Diptera; Drosophilidae. The record is from RefSeq and is a predicted model, not a curated record. Gene Ontology annotation, biological process: long-chain fatty-acyl-CoA metabolic process. Gene Ontology annotation, cellular component: peroxisome. Gene Ontology annotation, molecular function: alcohol-forming very long-chain fatty acyl-CoA reductase (NADP+) activity.
GCCGCCGGAUAUCGGAAAUCGAAUCUCCAACCACGGAUCUCGGAAAAGUGAAAUCGUUUGUGUUGAUGUGGAAGUGUGAUUGUGUUGCGACAAGGAUAUCAGUGUUGUAGAAGCCAAAUCCAUAAUGGCAUCGGAAAUGCAGAAAUUUUAUAAAGACAAAGUCGUCUUUCUCACAGGUGGCAGUGGUUUCCUCGGCAGAGUGAUCAUUGAAAAGCUGCUUCGCACCACAGAGGUGAAACGGAUCUAUGUGCUGUUGCGUUCCAAAAGUGGUCAGGACAUCAAGGAGCGUUUUUCCAGCUGGGAAAGUCAUCCGGUCUUUGUUGGCCUUUUGCAAUCGAAUCCCAAGGCCUUGCAGCGAGUGGCUCCACUUUGUGGCGACUGCCAGGAACCGGAUCUGGGUCUGAACAACUCGGACCGUCAGCUGCUGGUGGAGGAGGUGCAGGUGGUGCUCCACGGUGCCGCCACAGUCCGAUUUACUGAGCCGUUGCACAUUGCCCUGGCCAUAAAUACGCGGGCCACCCGCCUGAUGCUGGAUCUGGCGCGCCAAAUGCAGAAUCUUCAGGUUUUCGUGCAUGUUUCUACGGCCUACUCUAACUGUGUGGUGGACCAUAUCAAGGAGCAUUUCUAUCCGGAACAUUUGACCUGUCCCGCCGCCAAGGUCCUGGAAUUGAAUGAGACCCUCAGCUCUGACCUGGUGGAUAACAUGGCGCCAGCUUUGCUGGGCAGGUAUCCAAAUACCUACACCUACACGAAGGCUCUGGCGGAGCAGGUUAUUCAGCAGGAGGCUGGUGAUCUACCCAUCUGUAUCUUUCGGCCUGGCGUUAUUAUUGCCAGCUAUAAGGAGCCGGUGUCCGGCUGGAUUGAUAAUUUGUACGGACCCAUUGCUGUGCUGCAUGGUGCCUCCUAUGGAGUCCUCCGCAUCACGAGGCUAAAUGUUAAGGCCAGGGCGGGAAUUGUGCCAGUGGAUUACUGUGUCAACUGCGUACUAACCUGUGCCUGGCACACGGCCGUGACUAGCCCCAGCCUUCGGAAGGAACCGACGAUCUAUGCUUUGACACCCUGCGAGGAGAACCUGAUCACUUGGGGUGGUUUUCGGGACAAGGCCACAAGGCUGAGCUACGACUACCCUCUAACACGGAUGAUGUGGGUGCCGUUCCUGCACUGCACCACCACGCCCUGGCUCUUCCGACUUGUGUCCUACUUCUAUCACCUCCUACCCGGGUACACCAUCGAUCUGUUUCUGUGGGUGCGUGGCCGGAAGCCUCGGAUGAUUAGACUGUACGACAAGAUACAUAAGACCAUUGAGAUCCUGGCUCCGUUUGUGGACACGUCGUGGCGUUUUGAAACGGAGAACACCCAGCGCUUGUGGCGUCGCAUGUCCGCCGAGGAUCAGAAGCUCUUCGACUUCGAUAUCCGGAGUCUCAACUGGGACGAUUACUUUUUGCAAGCCCUGCCAGGAAUCCGCAUCUACUUGGGCAAGGAGGACCCCGGAGCGGAGUCUCUGGAGAGGGGAAGGAGAAUAUUCUGGCGAUUCAAAGUCCUUCAUCGGAUGCUUCAAUUUAUUUUAUGCAGCGGGCUUGCAGUCAUUUUCUGGUCUUUAGUCAAGCUCUUGAUUAGUUUUUAAGUGAAUAUUACACACUCAAAUACUAGUUUUAAUUUUUUUAGAAAAUUAAUAAAAGUUAUUGGCCACAUUAA